This is a messenger RNA of Chara braunii, 1085 nucleotides long. NCBI's taxonomy places the organism in Eukaryota, Viridiplantae, Streptophyta, Charophyceae, Charales, Characeae. The record is from the annotation of a GenBank genome assembly.
CCAUGGUACUCGGACGAUAGAAACAACAAAGUGGAGAGGAUGUGGAGUUGGAUGGCGGAGGAAAUUGAAGAAAGACAAAGGAUCAAAAAGGAAAAGGAGGAGAUUAAGAGGAAGGAGGAGGAAGAAAAGAAGCGUAAAGAAGAAAAAGAAAAGCGUGUUGCUGAUCAGAAAGACAAGGAGUUCAAAGCCAGUAUUGGGAAGGCAGUUGAGGCGCAAAUGCGUGUUGUUUGUGAAGAAGUGCUUGGGAGGAAGGUAGGACAAGGGGAGCAACCGGCUGUGUCUGCAACGGCUGAAAUUCGGAGGCGUGCAGUUGACAUUGAUGCGGAUGGCAAGAAGAUCGCAGAGAUGGAAUCCAUACGCACCAAGGAUGAAGAGAUUGCUAAGUUGAAGAGAACUAUUGCGGAUAUGCAGAGAUUGUCCUGCCAAUCGCAGGGUGUGCAGCAUGAUCAAGAAUUGAAUGCUUUUCGGCUGGAUAAUCAGCACUUAAUCCAGGACGUCAUCAGUCUGAAGGAACAGGUGGGCGAGCUUGUGAGAAUCACCAAGACGGGUGGAUCUGCCUCGACGGCGGUACCGGUGGUUGUGAGAGAGAAGGGGAAGGCUGUUUGUACCCCUACGGCGGGAGAUUAUGCUAAACUGUCUUAUGCAUAUAGAAAGGUAAGGGAUGAUAAGGACAUGGCGGAGAGGGAGGUUCUUGCUCUCAAGGAAAGAAUCAAUAGGAUCGGCGCCUCCAUGAGAACUCCCACUAGCGUCAAGACGAAAAGAGUCACGCGAAAGAGUAUCUCCCCACCUUCCAAUCUACGUAUUAGGCUGACGAAGGCAGGUAGCCCGACGAAAGCUGGAGGUAGUGGCAGUAAAGGUCCUGGCGGAGUGAAAUUUGUUAAGCUCAAAGAUGAAACACGUGAUGAUUUCGGCAAGCGUGUGUGUGUUGAACUAUCGAAGUUGAAGAAGAAGGAGAUUAGAGUUGCUAUGUGCGGAGGAAUCACUAAGCUAUGUGACAAUCAGAGCAUCGGCAACGGACAUUGCUGAGGUCUACACUGAUCGAGCCUUCAGAAAGGUAAGUAAAGAUGAUCAUGUGCCGGAAAACU